Labeo rohita (rohu) is the source of this 3510-nucleotide messenger RNA. RefSeq names its product transmembrane protein 79b (gene tmem79b). Gene Ontology annotation, cellular component: lysosomal membrane; trans-Golgi network membrane. Lineage: Eukaryota; Metazoa; Chordata; Actinopteri; Cypriniformes; Cyprinidae. Gene Ontology annotation, biological process: regulated exocytosis. The record is from RefSeq and is a predicted model, not a curated record.
GACAAACAAACCUCCCUUUAAGAGACUGUCCCUUUAAGAAACUUCACCUGGACACACCUGAACUUCCACUACGGGAGUUUCACUUCAGUAGAGGAAAAAACAAUACAGAUAAAAAACAACAUCCUGUCCUAAGUUAUGGGGACAAUAGACACGGGCCCUCCUGGACCACCAGCGAUGCCCCAAACGCUUGAAUGGGUAGCAGAUGUGGACAAGAUAAAAAAGGAAGUGAACAGCACUGAGAAGGAAGAAGAAGAAGAGGAAAUGGUCAAAUCUGCGAGUAUGGAACCUAGUACCCUACAGUGGUCUGAGAAUAAACCCGAACCACAGAUUCUGCCACCCAAGGACGGAGAGACCAGAAGCAUAGAAUCAGAUUGCACCUCACAGCGCGGUGGAGUAAGCCGGACGGAGAGCGAGAGGGAGGAAUUUGGGCUGAGAGAGAAGGAGAAGACAGGUGAGAGAUGGAGGGAGAUGGAAACAGAGAACGAGAGAGUUUCUGACACUGUGCUGAGAAACCGAGUGAAAAGCACCUGCUCGGAGAUAGAGGUGGAGGAGGUGAACAUAAUGCCAAAGAAUGCAGCCAGAGUCUUCAGCCCCAGCAUCACUAUCCUGCGCUCCACCAGCCAGCAGGAGGCUGCAGACCGCUGGAGAGAUGAAGAAGAGAGAAGCCCCUUCCUGGGGGGACAUGGGACACAUGGAACACCGCUAGAAGAGUAUUACCAGGACUGGCCCAUCGAACACGAAUCACGCUGCUGUAGCUGUGGAGGAUCUAAUCGUGAUGCUCUUAAACUGGGUGCGUCCAUGUUCACUUCUGCCCUUAUCUUCCCCUUGUUGGUGUGGGGCGGCUACGUCUUCCUGCCCUUUGAUGCUCCUUUGCUUGACAGCGCCCCCCUACGGCUGGUCUACACGCUGCGCUGUUCUGUUUUUGCAGUCAUACCUAUUGUGCUUGGUAUGUUGGUACUAGGUGUGUCCCGUCUGUGGUAUCGCUCCUUGAAGCCGCGGUUUGAGGGGGAGAGAGAGAAGAAGCAGGUGGCAGUUCACCAGCGCUAUGUGGAGGACUCCAUUUCCCUUUUUCUCCUUUACUUUCUCCAACUGGCUGUCAUGGCUGCCUAUCUGAAUCAGGAUCUGCUUAAACUAAUUCCUCUUCUCACCAUCAUUUUUGCCUUUGGCAGACUACUGUACUGGGUCGCAGCGGCUUGUGACAGCAGUUUGAGAGGUGUUGGCUUUGGGUUCUCAUUUCUGCCGAUGCUGGUUAUGCUGGUGGCCAACCUCUACUUCAUCUUCCUCUCUGAAUCCGGAGGCUCCAUCUUUGCCCCAGACGUCCCAGAUGCACCUGUUCCUCCAUCCAAACAGCGGUUCUGGGGCUAAACAUGCCACAUCUGACACCUCUGCUACUGCCAAAUGUAGACCAGAUCUUUCUAGGCUUAGAGCCAUCUUAAAUUGGACUAGAAGACAUUUGCAUCUGAGAAUAUUUAAUCCAACUGUGAUUUCACUUUCCUCUCCUGUUCUUUGCUUUCAUGAGUACUUUUAUAUCAUGACCAGGUGGGAUGAAAUUGCCAGAACGGAAAGAGAGGAGGGAUAGAACAAAGGGGGGAGUCCUUUUUUUCCUUUCUUGAACUAAUUUAUAAAUAGGAGUUGUGUAGUGAAACUUUAGACACUAAACUACAAAUUAAAAUGAACUACCCUUUGUUGCAGUCAAACAUGAACACAAAGCAGAUGCAGAACAAGAUUCAUCAUCACUCAAAAUAGACUGGUUUCUAUUUUAAAAUGAGAAUGUCAACAAGAAGAAAACAAAAUUCCACAUAUUUAUUUCACAAUAUGUAUUUUGUUAAAAUUUGGUUAGGCAAUGUUUGCUUAUUCAAGUGGUGUGUGAAGUCAGUGGCCUGCCCAAACUUGUAAUUUUCCACAACCACUCCUCCGUCUCUCUUUGAUAAUUUAAGGGAAAUGUGAUGUUUACUGUAUGCAAGAAAGUGUAGACGUAUAUUUUCAACAGAUUUGUAAAGAGGAAUAUAAAGGUACAACGCCAGUUAUCAGUUAUAAGAUUUUAUAAGUGAAGUACUAAUCAAAGCUGCAAAGAGAAACAGAAAGCUUAGCGCUAAUUAAUGUAUUAAGAUGGAAUUCAUUCCUGUUUGUAUUUUCAUAAACAUUAUUUUUAACAAAUCCAAUAUUUUCUGAACGACUGUUUUUGUGCAUAAAUUAAAUGUAAAAACGUUCGUUGCAAAAGACUGGUCGUUUAAAACCUGUUCAACAAGUUAAAUUUUUUGUCGGAGGGCAAAAAAGUAUUUCCGACUACCUGAUGUCAUUUGAUAGCUCGAAUACAUGGAAAGUUGACGGCGAAGCUACAGCAGUAUUUAUAAUAAUACUUUAGUCAUAUACUGUAUAAAUCUAACGCCGAGGCAUGACAUCUCAAGGCCGAAGAAAACACAGCACUUGUUUGUUUCGGAGGGUGAACUGUCCGUUUCGAAAGCUGAGGAGAAACAUGUGCAAUGACUCGAGGAGCACACUCGUGCCCACUGGAGGCCAGUGGAGUACAUUGGAAACACCGCAGGCAGGAUCCUCUGGGUCAAACUGCGGGAUAAGAGUCGAGACUUACUCGAGACUCCCUCAGUCUGAUUCCCCCCUGCAAGAAGAGUUCUCAGCCAUGGACACAGAUAUGGAUGCACCAUCUGGUUCGGGUUAUGCAGUGUCAGACGCUCCAGGACCUUCCAACUUAAGCCUCAUUAACCCGCAGUGCCGCCUAUCCUCCAGCGAUACGAUCAUGGAUCUGGACAGUGGAGUAGACCCUGAGACAGGAGAGCGAGCCCAGGGAUGACAUCACAAAUCUGUGGCAUAUCAUCAAAUGCUGGAUAUCGCAACCCAUGACUGCAAAUCUGGGGACAUUUGAAUGUAUUUUGUCUCUAGGCAAAGUCUGCAGGCAGAUUGAAUAUUUGAUGAUAUAUUAGAUCCGAGUGCCUUUCAGCACAGCCAAAACUGCAGAUGAAACAGCUUUGGUGGUGCUGCAAUCCAAAUAACUAAAUCAUCUUAGCAGCUGAAAUAUUGUCAAGUAGCAGUAAACCUAUGCAGAUUUGCAGAUCAACUGAUUGUUUUGUAAUUUAUGGGUGGUCUUCCCUUCCAGAUCGUUUAAAAUUUAGUGAAUCUGAACAUUUCCAUUGGACUCAAGUAUUGUCUGUUACUUUAUCUGUGAAAGAUAAUGAAACAAAUAAUACAAGAGUAAAAUAUUCUAACGGUGAUGCUUUAGAAAGAAGCAAUUUAUUCUACUGUAUUGUUUUUGUAAUAUAUCUUUUAAAGCAUUUUUGUAUGCAUGUGUAUUUUGUGUUUUUGUUACUGCCUUGUGCCUCAAUAUGACAUUUGUUGACAAAAUAUUUACAUUAUAUACUCCAUAAAGAAACAACUGGUAACAUCAGAAUAAAGGUCUAUACACUAAUCAGGUUAGAGCUUCUGUGAUGAAUUUAAAUUAGAUGAUCGUAGUAAACUACCAAAGUGUUAUAAAGUACCUUAAUUUGUAUUCAAUUU